Molecule: messenger RNA, 1932 nt
Organism: Prosopis cineraria
Lineage: Eukaryota; Viridiplantae; Streptophyta; Magnoliopsida; Fabales; Fabaceae
Product: omega-6 fatty acid desaturase, chloroplastic-like
Exons: 10
Coding region: 223-1548 (441 amino acids)
Biological process (GO): lipid metabolic process
Molecular function (GO): oxidoreductase activity
Source: RefSeq, a predicted model, not a curated record
UUGGAGGCUCGAAAAAAUAAAAAUUGUGUCCACAUUUUGGUGGGUCCCACAUUCCCAAAGACCGGCCUCAUGCAAGGGAAUGGGAAAACCCUGUUAUAUAAUGAUACAACUCACCGACCCUGUUCGCUAAUGAGCCACUCGUUCGCUGGCUCAAGCGAAAAGCGUUAUCUUUUCGGCGAAAGGGAGCUCGUCUGAGCUUGAAUUUCUUAAAUUCUGCUCGUCAUGGCUUCUAGGCUUGCGGAUUCUGCUGUCCUCUUCAUGGGCUCCCAUCAGAAGCCAAUUCAGAAAAGGAUUGCUGCCCAAAACCUACCAGGCUUAUGUAAUAUAAAGGGGGACAGGCUUAUCCCAAAGGGGCUUGGUAAUCAUAGACACUUAAUUCCAAGGAAGAAAAUUACUGUCAUACAAGGUGUGGCGGUUCCAGUUUCAGUAUCUCCAGCUGACAAUGCUGAGUACAGAAAACAACUAGCCGAAAGCUACGGAUUUAGGCAAAUUGGGGAACCACUUCCAGAAAAUGUUGCUUUAAAGGAUAUUAUCGAUUCGCUUCCUAAGAAAGUUUUUGAGAUUGAUGACGUGAAGGCAUGGAAAUCAGUUAUGAUAUCAGUCACUUCCUAUGCACUGGGGAUUUUCAUGAUUUCAAAAGCACCCUGGUAUUUACUUCCCCUGGCUUGGGCGUGGACGGGUACUGCUGUCACAGGGUUUUUUGUCAUCGGGCAUGAUUGUGCACACAAAUCAUUUUCCAAGAACAAAUUGGUGGAGGAUAUUGUUGGAACUCUAGCCUUCUUGCCGCUAAUUUAUCCAUAUGAGCCAUGGCGAUUCAAGCAUGAUAGGCAUCACGCGAAAACAAAUAUGUUGUAUGAAGACACUGCCUGGCACCCUGUUUGGAAAGAAGAAUUUGAUUCAUCUCCUCUGUUGCGGCAAGCAAUAAUUUAUGGGUAUGGUCCAUUUCGACCUUGGAUGUCUAUUGCUCACUGGUUGAUGUGGCACUUUGAUUUGAAGAAGUUCAGGUCAAAUGAAAUAAAGAGAGUAAAGAUAAGUUUAGCUUGUGUUUUUGGCUUCAUGGCAAUUGGAUGGCCAUUAAUCAUUUACAAGACAGGAAUUAUGGGGUGGAUCAAAUUCUGGUUGAUGCCCUGGUUGGGCUACCACUUUUGGAUGAGUACUUUCACCAUGGUCCAUCAUACUGCGCCACACAUACCAUUCAAAUACUCAGAUGAGUGGAACGCUGCACAAGCACAACUUAGUGGAACUAUUCAUUGUGAUUACCCAAAGUGGAUUGAGAUCCUCUGUCAUGAUAUCAAUGUCCACAUUCCACACCACGUAUCUUCAAGGAUACCAAGCUAUAACUUGCGCGCAGCCCAUGAGUCUCUGCAAGAAAACUGGGGAAAGCAGUAUAUGAAUGACGCUACGUGGAAUUGGAGAUUGAUGAAGACUAUUAUGACAGUAUGCCAUGUAUACAACAAGGAGGAAAAUUAUAUUGGCUUUGACAAGCUUGCCCCAGAAGAUUCCUAUCCAAUUACAGUUUUGAAGAAAGUUAUGCCUGACUAUGCUUGACUGACUAGGUCCAUCCUGGUUCUUUCUUAUCUGAACUUUAUCUUUUUGUGCCAAAGUAGGCAUGCCAUUCAUUUCCUUUUAAUUUUUUCCCCUUUUUUGGGACGGAAAAAUGGUUCUUCUCUUGUAUCAAUUUUGGCAAGUGAAGAAAAUUGGUUUAAGCUUUCUAGGAGUUUACUACGUUCAGGGUAAUCAUAUUGCCAAGUUGCGGCUGAUGACAGAGAGAUGUUCUUUAGGAUGAAGUAAAUAUUUAAGUAAAUCUGAAGUCAGAUUCUCUUUAGAUGAUCACAUUGUUAGAUUGUUAUUAGUGUGUGUGUGUGUGUGUGUAUUUGUCCAACGGAUUAAAGCACUCGGGGAAUGGAGCAGAAAAGUUGAACAUUGUCUCAA